This is a messenger RNA of Drosophila willistoni, 1046 nucleotides long. RefSeq lists its product as uncharacterized. Gene Ontology annotation, biological process: cobalamin metabolic process. The transcript is spliced from 2 exons. NCBI's taxonomy places the organism in Eukaryota, Metazoa, Arthropoda, Insecta, Diptera, Drosophilidae. The record is from RefSeq and is a predicted model, not a curated record. Gene Ontology annotation, cellular component: mitochondrion. Bases 40 to 918 code for a protein of 292 amino acids.
GCGUAUUUGUGAUAUAAUAAAAAACAAUAAUAAUAAUAAAUGUCGCGUACAUUGGGUCGGGUAUUGGGACAAUUAAGCCAACGUAACGGGAAUCUGAUAUACCACCCCACUUUCACAUGCACUGCCAUAGGCCAAGGGCCUAAUCUCAUAAAGAAUCAAGCUGCCUCAUACUCCUCGAAACGUAAUGGCAAUGGGCCGCCUUCGGAUGCUGGCCAGCCAUUUAAGACAGUGACCCGUAGAACUGGGUUGGACGGCGACGAUGAUGAACUGAAUAGCUUGGAAAGGGAGCCAAAUUGGGAACUGACUUCGCUAAAGCAUAAUCGCUUCUAUUUGCCAAAUGCCACAGGUCCCGCCUGGCAGGGUGACACUUCCACAGUAAGUCUCCUGGCUCCGCUGUCGCAGUUGGUCAACUUCCUAGGAGAACCCAAUGAAAAUAAAUCGCGACUAGAGUUCAGCUGUUGUCAGUGUCCCAUGUUAAUACGUGAGACCUUAAUUGAAUUGUUUCCCGUACGUGCUGUUGCCCAAAAAGAUUCAGCCAUCACAUUGCUUACACUUCGGUAUGAGGGCGACAUAGAGACAGGUGCUGCCAAGUUUGUUUUAGCUGGCCGGGAUAUCAGUGAUCGACUCCUGUCGCUGGGUUAUUGGGCAGACUUUUUGAAUCCGUUCAGUGGUCGUCCCUAUUUCAUGCCACGCGAUGGAUCCAUAUUGUAUAAGCAAGAUUCUCGUUUUCGAGGCAUAAACAUGCGUCUGACAAAGCAUAAUGAAUGUAUGGUGAUUGCAGCCGAGGAUGAGGAUAAUGACGAAGAUGCCGUUGCGGGUGGUUCUCAUUUCUCAGGCACAAUAUACUGCACUGCGCCAAAUAAUUACAAUACUCUACUGGAGCUGCUGAUGGUUAAAACAAAGUCGACAACGACGUGACUGCUUCCUAUCCAAACAUUAGCAGCGACGACGAUGACAAAAUCGAAAUGAUAGGAAAACUGUGUUAACUGUUAGAAAAUUGAUUUCCUCCACCCCCUUUGUUUCCAUUUUUUUGUUAUAUAUUAUUA